AUCAUUCCUCAAAGUUUUUCCAAUCAGAGAAGAUGGUGAAGACACGAAACGAGUCGUCCGUAUUUCUCGUCGGUACGAUGGAACCUGAUUCCUUGGUCCGGCAGACCAAGCUACCGACUAUCAGGGAAGUAAUGAAGAGGUUAUUAAUUUUGCUGAGCGGAUUAAAUUCGAUAAUUUGUGCGGUCAAUCAAACGGCCACUGAAUUGAUGCAAGUGUGGAAAAAAACUACAAUUAAGCACCAACUGAAACAGAACAUGGAGCGAACUGUCCGCAAGCUUUAUUUCGAACUCAAAAAGGCUCAAAAGGAAAAGAAAAAUAACUCAAAAAGAAAGCAGGUGUGGAACUCAAAAAUUGACGAUCUUUUGGACAUUUCACAAAGAAAAAUUGAGAUUUCUGACCCGGAAGCAGCGCAAUUCCUAGAGGAUCAAAGAACGAAACGGUUGUUCUCAUUAUCUGCAUUGAACAAACCAGUGAUUGUAGUUGAACCUGAACAUCUAGAAGAAGACAAAAAUGAAGAAUCUGCAGGUACUUUUGCGCUAUUUUUGCUAAAUAUUUUUUUAUAUCAGUUUAACUUUUUUAAAGAUGCUGAAAGCGAUUACGAACCUCCAUCAAAGAAAAAACCAAAACAUCAAACUACAGAUAGUGAAGAGACUAAUUUGCAAAUUAUCACAAAUGAUGUAGUAGAAGCAUUGGAUCGAGCCAAAAUUUCAGACAGACAAGCCUUUAAGGUCAUGAUGCCGGUGUUGAAGGCAGUCGGUCAAGAUGCGUCCAGUGUGGCUAUAUCACGAAGCACAAUUAGCCGGAAGCGUAAACAAGCUCGUCAGGAAAUCGCGAAAAAAAUCAAAGAGGAGUUCGUUUCACGUGAUCCAAUGAUUGUUCACUUUGAUGGGAAGAUGUUGGACAAACCGAACGGCUCCGGGAAAGAAGAGCGACUGCCAACAUUAGUAUCUUUUGACGGCAACGAGAAACUACUGGGAGCGCCAGCUCUCAAAAAAGGCACAGGUAAUUGUAAAAGGUUACUUUCUGAUUCUUUUUUUUCAUAUCAUUCAUGUAAAUAUCAGGCGAAGAAGCAUCGAAAACAGUGUAUGGUUUGCUGCGUAAAUGGAAUUGCGAAAAACACAUUCAAGGGUUGUGUUUCGAUACAACAAGUGUCAACACUGGACGAUCAAAUGGUGCAUGCGCUAAUCUCGAAAAAAUGUUAGGGCGAGAGCUGAUUUGGCUCGCAUGUCGGCACCAUGUGUUGGAGUUGCUGCUCUCAAAGGCAUUCUGCAUAUGUUUUGGACCCACUACCUCGCCGGAAACUAACCUUUUCAAAGUGUUCAGGGAAAAAUGGUCAUUAUUCAAGAAAAAAUCUCCAAAACCGCUCCGAAUCAAAAAACAACUCGAAACAUUCCGUGAUUCCACGUUGAAAACACUCCAGGCUGUUCGUGAAUGGCCUAGGAACGACUACCGCGAAUUAUUUGAUUUGACUUUGUUUGUCCUGGGCAGCAAACCGGAAACCUUCUCUUGGAAAGCACCGGGAGCCGUCCACCACGCACGUUGGAUGAGUAAGCUUAUCUACGCUACGAAAAUAUUUCUUCUUCGAGGAGAAGGAAAACUGAUUGAUUUAUCCAAAGAAGAUGAGAAAAAACUGGAGCGGUUUGUACAGUUUGGUACCCUUCUGUAUACGCAAGCGUGGGCAGAGGCUCCGUUGGCAACGGAGGCUGCAUUGAACGAUUUGAUGCUGUGGACAAAACUUAAAUCCUACCGUAAAACUGAUUCCGAGCUAAGCGACGCCGUAUGUACAGUUUUAAGUCGUCACUUGUGGUAUUUAUCUGAAGAUCUCGUAGGAAUGGCACUCUUCUCUGCAAAGCUAUCUGAUCUUGAAAAAGAAGACAUCGUUAGGGCCAUAAAAGAAAACCCCGAAAGCGAAGAAAGAUCCGUUACCGGCUGCAAAAGUACCUUGAACACCAUAAACCCUACUUUGGCAGACUUUGCAACACAGCGAUCCCUGAAAUUUUUUGGCAAGAUGAAGAUUGAAGCGUCAUUUUUGGAGUAUCCGGCAGCGACAUGGCCUCAAAAUGAGCAGUACCGAGAAGGCGAGAAGCGUGUCAAACUAUUGAAGAUAGUCAACGAUUUGGCCGAGCGAGGUGUAAAAUUAUGCGAGGAGUAUUGCAAAAUUCUGACGAAAAACGACGAAGAAAGGGAAUUUAUAUUGCAAGUAGUAGAAAAAAACCGCAAGGCCAUAGGGACAGAUUGUACCAAAAAGCAACUUCAGCAAACUUUGAAGAGUUAAAGAUCUCAGACAUUUGUUGUUUUGUUAUUUAAUGCUGUGUUGCGUUUGAGAUGAUUUUGAGCCUAAAAUUUAGUUUUUGCUGUUAUUGUUAAGUCCAUGAUAAACUAGUUUAAGAACGAACACGUGUGGAACAUCGUUCGAUUGCGUCUCGGACUCUUAAGCAGCACGUGAACGACGUAACGAUGACUUCCCAGAAGACGACCGCUCACUCCGGAUCGGUAAGAGUUAGUUCCACUAUAGCUGCCAAAGUGUAUAUCCAUCACAUUACCCGCAGAUAUCACAGCUCUCUGAGCCGGACCGACCAUUAGCGCUCUGUAGAGGUGGACCAGGUGAAGAGCACGAGGCCAUACAGAAAAAAUCAGCACGUCGCAAAUCCCGACAACAUCCAACACGCAACCGAGCUCGGGGGAAAAUCGCGAGGAAUCCCUCUCGAAUCGUGCAAGAAAUGUCACCAUGCACGGACAGGCGAGAAAUACCGCACGAUGCUUGAGAGGGAAUUCCCCAAGAAAUAUUUCACGCCGUAAAACUUAAU
This is a messenger RNA of Culex pipiens pallens (northern house mosquito), 2807 nucleotides long. RefSeq lists its product as uncharacterized. The record is from RefSeq and is a predicted model, not a curated record. NCBI's taxonomy places the organism in Eukaryota, Metazoa, Arthropoda, Insecta, Diptera, Culicidae. The coding region runs from base 33 to 1202 and encodes 389 amino acids. The transcript has 3 exons.